Amborella trichopoda is the source of this 1717-nucleotide messenger RNA. RefSeq names its product syntaxin of plants 31 (gene SYP31). Gene Ontology annotation, cellular component: endomembrane system; Golgi membrane; SNARE complex. Gene Ontology annotation, molecular function: SNAP receptor activity; SNARE binding. The record is from RefSeq and is a predicted model, not a curated record. NCBI's taxonomy places the organism in Eukaryota, Viridiplantae, Streptophyta, Magnoliopsida, Amborellales, Amborellaceae. Gene Ontology annotation, biological process: endoplasmic reticulum to Golgi vesicle-mediated transport; vesicle fusion; intracellular protein transport.
AUGUAUUUUUACGAGGUCCGGCUGGACCUCCUAUACGCGCAUUGCUCUUGUCAUUUUUACCUCUCCGAUAUUCGAAAUUUCGAAAUUCUUUCUCCCCUACUUUAUAUAUGACACGAUUUCCAAAAUGUUCAACAGUACGAUUUUUUCUCGUUCUUUCCAAUUCGUUUGUUGACCCCUGGCUUGGGAUCUUUAGGGCAAUUUUUUUCAGGGUUUUCAAUUCAAUCGUAGCAUUCCUGGGGUUUCUUUCUUCUCUGUGAAUUUUUCUUGGGUUUUUCUCUCUUUCUUGAGUUUUUGCAGUGUCUUGCCGUUUUGUUAGGGCCUUUAAACGAGCUUUUUCCUUUAAUGGCAUCUUCUAGUGCUUCAUCCUACCGGGACAGAACCUUUGAGUUCCAUUCUUUGUCGGAGAGAUUGAAGAAAUCCAGCGAUUUGUCCGGAAAUAGGUCAGGCAUAGAACCAGAGGCCUCUUCUUCUACCAUAUCAUCUCAAUCUGAUUUCAAUAAGAGGGCAUCGAGGAUCGGGCUUGGAAUUCAUGAGGCUUCUCAGAAGAUUGGGAGGCUAGCAAAAUUGGCAAAAAGGUCAUCUAUUUUUGACGAUCCAGUUGAAGAGAUACAAGAACUCACUGCUUUUAUAAAAAAUGACAUCCAAGCAUUAAAUAUUGCUGUUUCAGACUUGCAAGCUCUUCAAAACUCUGAAAUUGCAGAUGGUAAUUUUUCAAAUGAUAGAGUUGGUCAUUCAACCACUAUUGUUGAUGAUUUGAAGAAUAGACUUAUGGGAACUACAAAAGAGUUUAAAGAUGUUUUGACUACAAGGACAGAGAAUAUUAAAGCCCACGAAAAUAGGAAGCAAAUCUUCUCGGCAAAUGCAUUGAGAGAGAAUCCGUUUACUCAACAAUCAAAGUCAGUUUCUGAACCUCCUCCAUGGUCAAAUUUAUCUAAUGCAUCUGGAAAUUUACCAGCUCCUAUGGCCAAUGGUGCUUCAACCAGUAAUCAACUUAGGCGAAGGUUGACUGGGGACACCCCACCAUCCCACCAUAUGGAAAUGCAAAUGUUACAACAGACAGUUCCACGACAAGAAAAUUAUAUGCAGAAUAGGGCAGUUGCUCUCCAGAAUGUGGAAUCUACAAUUUCAGAAUUGGGCGGCAUAUUCACGCAGUUGGCAACUAUGGUGGCACAGCAAGGGGAGCUGGCUAUAAGGAUAGAUGAUAAUGUGGAUGAGUCACUCUCUAAUGUGGAAGGAGCCCGGAGCUCUCUUUUGAAGCAUUUAAAUUCAAUAUCUUCAAACAGGUGGCUUCUAAUCAAGAUAUUUGCUGUCCUCAUCUUUUUCAUGUUGCUGUUUGUGUUCUUUGUGCUAUGACUCUAUGAAGCAUGAAGCAAAUGUUUCAUCUACAUUCUAUGUAUAUUUCCUGCAUAGUGAGGUGGGUUUCUUGCACUAUCUCACAAACCCUGUCACUCCUGAGAGGCUGGUGGGGCCCACCUUUCUUUUCUCAUUGAAGAGUCGGCUGGAUGAAUGGUCCUGAUUUAUAGUGAAUAAACUCAUUGCGGACAAUAUGUUCCUCCACCCAAUUUUUCUUGCUCUAUAAGAUGGAAUUAUAAUAUGUAUAAAUCUCUAUAUCUUGACUUUGGUUUCAUUUUGUAAUAGCAUCUUUGGGGACAUUGAACUGCAAUUGCUAAGAAAUCCCAAUUCUUGUUCUUGUGUUUAUUAACUUCAAUAUGAACAA